AGCCCUCUGUCCGAAUUUUAAUCCAUCUCUCUCUGCUGUCUGAAAUCCUGUUUGGUCUCCUUCUCUCUCCUUCAUUUCCUUUCCCUUCCAUUCCCUUCCCGUCUCUUCCUUCUCUGUCUAUCUCAAGGAGAGCCACUGACAAACUUACUCAAAGUAUACAACAAUGGGUUUGUUCCUUUGCACUGGGAAAUCAAAGAACAAAACAAAGCAGCAGCAAAGCAAUAAGUCCGAUGAUCAGAUCCCAUCAACAUUAGUUUCAGAUAAAGUAAAGCUGGAUUCUUCACUGGACGAAAGAAAGGAAGGAUCGAAGAAUGGAGGUUCGGGUCGUAUUGCUGCCCAUACAUUUAGAUUUCGUGAAUUGGCUGCUGCAACGAAGAAUUUCAGGGCCGACUGUCUUUUAGGUGAGGGAGGAUUUGGCAGGGUAUACAAGGGGCGUUUAGAGAGCACGAAUCAGAUUGUCGCUAUCAAACAACUAGAUCGAAAUGGAUUGCAAGGAAACAGGGAAUUCCUCGUUGAGGUUCUGAUGUUGAGCCUACUUCAUCAUCCGAACCUGGUCAAUUUGAUCGGGUAUUGUGCUGAUGGAGAUCAAAGACUAUUGGUUUAUGAGUACAUGCCAUUAGGAUCCCUCGAGGACCAUCUACAUGAGCUUUCGCCUGAUAAAAAGCGACUUGAUUGGAAUACGAGAAUGAAAAUAGCGGCCGGUGCUGCAAAAGGCUUGGAGUAUUUGCAUGAUAAAGCGAACCCUCCUGUAAUAUAUCGUGAUUUAAAAUGUUCGAAUAUUUUGCUCGACGAAUCCUAUCACCCCAAGUUAUCCGAUUUCGGGUUGGCCAAAUUAGGCCCCGUUGGCGAUAAGACCCAUGUAUCUACUAGAGUCAUGGGAACCUACGGAUAUUGCGCACCGGAAUAUGCAAUGACUGGGCAACUUACAUUGAAAUCCGAUGUCUAUAGCUUCGGGGUGGUUCUUCUGGAAAUUAUUACCGGCAGAAAGGCAAUCGACACUUCUAGAGCUGCCGGGGAGCAAAAUCUCGUUGCAUGGGCUCGGCCCUUGUUUAAAGACCGUAGGAAGUUCUCGCAAAUGGCGGACCCGACGCUUCAGGGCCAGUAUCCCGUCAGGGGUUUGUAUCAGGCUCUCGCUGUUGCGGCAAUGUGCGUCCAGGAGCAACCCACGAUGCGACCUCUCAUAGCAGACGUCGUUACAGCCUUAAACUAUCUAGCAUCCCAGAAUUAUGAUCCCGAUACCCAGCCAGUCCAAAGGAUUCGCUCGGGCAAUUCUACUCCAAGAACAAGAAGGGAUGCGUGGUGAUAACAAUUUUGGUACAUAGCUAUAAAUCGAGGGCCUUUCAACGCGAUACUAUAUCGCAAUGCGAGGUGAGAUGAAACCUUAGUUUAUUUUGUGGUAAUGAAGAUGGGUUUUCUUUCUUUUGCUGCCCAGAAAUUAUGUCUGUAAAUCCCAUUCUGCAGCAGUGUCCAGGCUACAGCUUCAGUCUUUUUCCAAUGUGUAAUUUUCUUUUCUAUCGUGAAAAAGAAAAUGAAAAGAAAAAAGUUUUUUCAUUCCCUUGACCA
This is a messenger RNA of Ipomoea nil (Japanese morning glory), 1563 nucleotides long. Its product is annotated as serine/threonine-protein kinase CDL1-like. Lineage: Eukaryota; Viridiplantae; Streptophyta; Magnoliopsida; Solanales; Convolvulaceae. Gene Ontology annotation, molecular function: protein kinase activity; ATP binding. The record is from RefSeq and is a predicted model, not a curated record. The transcript is spliced from 5 exons. Gene Ontology annotation, biological process: protein phosphorylation. The coding region runs from base 164 to 1303 and encodes 379 amino acids.